GGGGAAACUGGGAAAGCCCGCGUGCAUCAGCUGCUUGGAUUCGAUUCUGCUCUGCAGAACUCCCGUCGUCGGUGACGGUGACAGAAGUUGAUUUCAGCUUCUGUUUCAAAUUUCGAUUCUUUUGUUCUUUUAUUUUAGCACCGGAGGUAAUAAGGGCAAUUUGCUCUUCAAUAAGCGUCCAGUAUGUCUCAGAAUAAACCUCAAUCGGAUGCAAUUCAGAACGCCAAAGUUACCUGGGAAGGUUGCAGCGUUUUGCUCGACAUCAACGACGGCGACCGCUUGGUUUUCUCUCGUCUCUCUGCUGGCUCGACGUUGAAAAUCGGCAAUAAGAAUUGCUCUCUGCAACCCCUGAUUGGUUGUCCCUUUGGUUCUCUGUUUCAAGUUGAAAACGGGAAGAAGGGGCCUUAUUUAUCUCGCAUUAUUCCUUCUACAGAAGAUAAUAAUGUUCAAGAUAAAGAAGAUUUUCAAAUAAAAGAGGAAUCUCGGGACAACCGGGCAAUAAUAGACAAUAAUCAGGCACAAAACCUCACUGGUGAAGAUAUAGAUGAAAUGAGGAGACAGGGAGCUACUGGAAAUGAAAUUGUUGAAGCUCUCAUUGCUAAUAGCACAACAUUUGAAAAGAAAACACAGUUCUCACAGGAGAAAUACAGGCGUAGGAAGCAGAAGAAGUAUGCACCUAAAGUACUUUUGAGACGUCCUUUUGCCCGAAGUAUAUCUGAGGCAUACUUCAAGAAAUAUCCAGUUAGAAUUGGAUUUUUGCGAGUGGAUACUUUGUCUCUUUUGCUUUCAAUGGCUAAUAUUGCUCCAAAUUCAGAUGUGCUUGUAGUGGAUAUGAUUGGUGGACUUCUUACUGGUGCUGUGGCAGAGCGUUUAGGUGGUACUGGUUUUAUCUGCAAUACUUAUCUUGGAGACACACCAUAUCCCAUGGAUAUAGUAAGGAUUUUCAACUUUAGCAAUGAAAUUUGCCAGAGGAUCCUGCGGUGUUCCCUCAAUGACCUCCAUUCAGCACAGAAUGGAACUUGUGACCAGAAGCAACAGCUUGAAGGUGGCUGCAUGUUAGAAAGUCAGUCAAAUGAACAAAUAUCAUUGUCAGCAACUGCAGAAGAAGUUCAACUUUCAUCUGAAGAUGGUUUGGGUCUUGCUUCUGAUAAUGAUCUCUCUGCGGUAAGUAAAACUUGCAAAGCACCAAAAGCUGGAGACAAGGCAUCAAAAGAAACCAUUCAGUUAUGGAAAGAAAACGGUUUUUCUAGCCUAAUUAUUGCGGCACCGGAGGUGGAUGUUUGGAGUUUUGUGAAAGAUCUGCUGCCUCUUUUAUCAUACUCCGCUCCUUUUGCUAUCUACCACCAGUAUCUGCAGCCUCUUGCAACAUGCAUGCACAAUCUGCAGGUUGAGAAAAUGGCAAUUGGUUUGCAAAUUUCAGAACCUUGGUUACGUGAAUAUCAGGUUCUUCCAUCAAGAACUCAUCCAUGCAUGCAGAUGAGUGCAACUGGAGGUUACAUUCUUAGUGGUACUAGAAUAUACACUGGUUGACAGUUGAUCCACUCUCCAGAAGAAUAAGGAGCAGAGGCUGAGCUCCCUUAUUCUCGCCGGUUUCUGUCUAACUUAUAAAACACCACUCCAGAUCAGAUGUAUCAUUAAUUUAUAAUUAUUUUUUAAAAAUUUGCAUGAUUUUUGCUGUUGAAAAAUCUAUAAACAAUAGACCAGCAAAUUUUUGGCUGGGGUUGUGAUUUGUGUUGAGCAUUUUUUUCCCUUGAGUGUAUUAUAUUUCCUA
This is a messenger RNA of Rubroshorea leprosula, 1771 nucleotides long. NCBI's taxonomy places the organism in Eukaryota, Viridiplantae, Streptophyta, Magnoliopsida, Malvales, Dipterocarpaceae. The record is from the annotation of a GenBank genome assembly.